This is a messenger RNA of Pseudo-nitzschia multistriata, 3065 nucleotides long. The record is from the annotation of a GenBank genome assembly. Lineage: Eukaryota; Bacillariophyta; Bacillariophyceae; Bacillariales; Bacillariaceae.
GUACAGCCUCUACUCUCAGGCAUCGUCCGCUAGCGUUACUACUAAGGAAAGAAUUCAAACACAGUGAGGCAUCACACGGCACGGUAUCACGGCAAGACGGCUUACAGCAUCUUUGACAGGAUACGGUGAUCCCCAAGGGCCCAGGUAGAAUAGAAACUGGAUAGGAGGAAUCGUGUCAUCGGCGACGACCCACUGGGUUGACCAUUUUGACCAUUGACAACAACAACAGCAGGGGCAGCAUUGCCAAAAGCAACACCCAUCUUGGAUCGCAUCCUUUCCGGCGCAGCAGUCUCAUGAGCGGGUAUCAAAUUGGCACCCCCUUCUACGCCCACGCGGAGUACGGGGGUUUCGCGAGCGGAAGCAACUYUGUGGAUGGCGGCAGCAACAACAACCACAACAACGGGAUCGGAAUCCAGCCCGGCCCCAAUGCCGCGAUGAACGCUCCAAACGGCACCGGGGGGAUGGCCAGCGCCGCUCCCAGCAUUGUUGGUGUCAAUUCAAUACAGGACGCGAUGCAGGCAGCAUCGAUGCAACAGCAACAACAACAACAGCAACCGCUACCACAGCAACAACCGCAGUCCCUCCUCUACGACAUGUCGUCUUUUGACCCGCUGCAAGCCCAGGCCCUGCAGCUGUCGGCUUCCGCGGGACUAACUCCCGCCGAUCUGCUGGCAGCCGCCGCGGCUCCCACCCUUGCUUCCGGCCUGAACGGAGGGGUUGGAGGCGUUGGGGGUCCCGUUGGGGGUCCCGUUGGGAGUGCCGUUCCCGUCUCCGCUCCCCAGCCAGUAGUGUCGGUCCCGUCCUACACCCAGCCACCCACCGCGGGGGCGUCCGUGUCGAUAGCACGGGCCACGGAAACCAGCCAGGGUCAGCUCCAGCCGAUACAGCCGGUGCCCACACCGGCACCCCUUCCCCACGCUCCCGCCCCACAGCAACAGGCACACACACAGGCACACACACAAGAACAAGGAACAGCGCAAGCCCUUGCGCAGUCUAUUCCGCACACCCAGAACCACACACACACCACACAUGCGAACCCUCAUGCCCAAGCCACGGCUGCCCCCGCCACUGCGGCGCCAAACCCAUACAUUUUUAUACAACCCCAGCAAAUCGCUCCCGGUGCGGCGCUSUCCACCACGGCCUUUCCGACCGCCCCUUCUCCUGCCGCUUCGAACGCCCUCCUGCUGCCCGCGGCUUCCACAACUGCAGCGGGGGUCCCCGCUGCCGCGUCCCUCGCGGCAUCGAACCAGGCGACAGCACAGGCCCAGGCGGCGGCAGUGGCCGCGGCGGCGGCAGGAUUCGGAACACACCCGCUCCUGUUCAAUCCCGUCUUUUUCUCCGCCGCGGCAGCCCAGGGAGUCCAGGGCCUCGCGGCCACUACGGCGCAGGGACAUGUGCUCCAGCAGCAGCAACACCACUCCCAGGUUCCCGUGGCUGCGGCACCCAAGCCGCAGGCACAACAGGCAGCUGCGCUCCCAGCAAACCCGCUGAGCCCACCCCUCAUUCUCCCCGCGGGAAUCAACCCCCUUCCGGCCGCGCCCGGGCAGCACUCCAAGAAACGCCCCCUCGGGAUGAGCAUGCCAGUCAACAUGGGAAUGAACAUGGGCAUUGGAAUGAACGUGGGCAUGAACAUGAACAUGAACGGGAUGGCCACGACCAGCGGUGGGCUGAUGAACGAAAUCUCCUCGUCGGUGGUGUCGUCCAGCACCGUUCCCCCCACUUCGGCAAAAGAAGGCAGCAACAAACGACAGCGCCAAACGAAAAAGACGACCGGCCAAGAAGGAAUCCCCGGGCCGGAGGAUCCCGCCGAGAAACGAAGGUACGAGCGGAACCUAAGAGAACAGCAACGGUCUUCAAAAAUCAGCAGCCAAAUAAAGGAAUUGCGGGAGGUCUUGGCGGAUUGUAACGUCCCCUUCAAACCCAACAAAUACUCGAUACUGCUUAAGGUUGUUGAAUACAUUAAACAACUUCAAUCGAGGGCCAUCAUGCUGGAUGCAGAACACCAAAAGCUGAUCACCACCGUUCGCCAAACAAACGAAAUGAUCGCUAGCGCCGCGAAUAACAACAGCAACAACAACGCCAUGUCGUCCACCACGGGUGGUGUUACCGACAACGAAUCGUCGGAUGCCACUUGCCACGACGCCUGGCAACACGGGAGAGAGUCCAACCAYGGUCGAAUGCGCGGCGGCGACUCCGAACUUUGCUUCGUAAAGGGCAUCGACUACCGGAGCAUAUUCGAGCAGUGCCCAACUGCCUUUGGAAUUGCUGCACUCGACGGGAGAAUCCUUGAAUGCAACGUGGAAUUCCAGAACUUGCUGGGGUACAACACCCGGGAGGACCUCCUGAAGCAAUCCCUUUUCAACCUGGUCCACAAUCAUCAAGAUAUUUUUCGAGCCAUGGCGCAGAUGCUCAAAACCGCGGAGGAACCGACGGUACCACAGACCCAACAGCAACAGCAGCAGCAACAAUCACAGCAAUCGCCUACCCAAGCGCAACACAACAACAACAAUAGCAACGGUGCCAAUCCUUCCACCGUCGGUGCUCCUACCCCUGCCGGCACGGCCCCGGUCAACGAUGGUUCCACCGCCCGCGUUGCCGAUCAAAACAAUAACAGCAGUAGCAAGUCGAUGGAUAUAUUUUGGACGGGGCCCGUGACAUCGAAGCAAAACGUCAAGGUAAGAUCUUGCACAUUUUUCUGUGUUUUAUUUUGUGUGUUUUCUUUGCUGUACUGUAGUUUAUACCGCGGCGCGGUGUUGCCUUCUAGAUUGUGAUAUGGAAAACCAAUGUCUCACGCGCUUCGUUUUUGGGUUCUUACCUCGUCACCCCCGAAACCAUGCAAAUUCAUCCUUUCCACCGUUAGCUGUCGAUGAACAUAACGCUUACGGCCGGAGACAACGGGACUCCAAAGUUUUUUAGCUGUGCCUUGACACACUCCGCCUAUUGAUGCAGCGAUGCACUUUCAAAACCAACGCACGCUAUGCUUUCAAACCAACAGCUUUCGAAGAAGGGAACAACCAACAGAUAUUUGAAUCUACUACGCGUGAAAACAAACGAUGAACAUACGA